This is a messenger RNA of Strongylus vulgaris, 417 nucleotides long. Lineage: Eukaryota; Metazoa; Nematoda; Chromadorea; Rhabditida; Strongylidae. The record is from the annotation of a GenBank genome assembly.
AUGUUUCUCCACAGCCGAGAGAUCAUUCAUGGUGGGCUCGACUUCAACUCAAUCGUCGUUGAUUCCCAUCUCAAUGCGAAAACCAUCAUAACCACCACUGCUUACCGAGCAAGGCACUCAACCCAUGGUGCAAAAGCCAAAGUUGAGGACGUCUUCCACGUUGGACUGCUUCUCUACCGUAUGAUAACUGGCAGAGAAGCAGAAUUUAACAAAGAGGGACAACUAAUUGGUGGACCAAGCCCUUAUUUGAGAAUCUCUGAAGAAGGAUUGAAGUUGGCUAAAUUUAUGUUAACGAAAAGUGUAAGAUUUCCACCUACAAUUGGACGUGUCCGAUACAGUGAGUGGCUGGAAGACUGUGAUAAAAAUCCAUCAGUAUUCGUAAUGUUCCCAGAUUAUACAGAUCAAGAUCUUCUGUAG